Messenger RNA from Oreochromis aureus, 3536 nucleotides. RefSeq lists its product as uncharacterized. NCBI's taxonomy places the organism in Eukaryota, Metazoa, Chordata, Actinopteri, Cichliformes, Cichlidae. The coding region runs from base 95 to 1807 and encodes 570 amino acids. The transcript has 9 exons. Gene Ontology annotation, molecular function: protein binding. The record is from RefSeq and is a predicted model, not a curated record.
UGAAGAGAGUGAAGUGAGGACUUUGCUGCAGUGUCUGCCUUAUAUCUCACAGCUCAGCUGUGAUCCAGAGCUCUUCCAGAGUGUGUGCACAUCCAUGUCUGUAAGAUCCAGAGAGGAGGCCCAGCAGCUGGAGUCUCUGCUGCAGCUGCUGGGCUUCCAGCUGCUGCUAACAGGAGAGUUACACAGGAAAAGCUGCUGGUCUGUGGGGAGAGUUCUCAAACUGUGUGGCUCUAAAGUGGAUCUCAUCCUCACACCCAGCAAGAUGUCUGCCAGAGGAGGCGCUCUGCUCUUCAGACACACAACACAACUACACAGUCUGAGGCUUUCCAUCGACAUGUCCUUGCUGCUGUCUCAGUGGGUAAGAAGAGGCAGAGCGGCCUGUCGGCUAGCUGUUGAAGAGCUUUCUCUUGUGCCUAAGAAAGCCCGACCAUCACACAGAGUAUUGUUGAGGGCUGUCAGUAGUUUGGCUUCCCUGCUGAGAUACUGGACCGUUGGACGGUUAGACCUGACUGAGACCUGCAUCCCUGCUCAGGGUCUGAUUACACUGCUGCUCCAUGAUGGUCCCCUAACAGUCAAACUGAGUGAAGAGAGCUUCCAGCAGCUUCUGUCUCUCCUCCAUGAAACCCAGGACAAGGACUUGACGUUGUCCUUCUUGAGUAAGGUUGGUGGAGACCUGACCUCCUGCUGUCUGAGCUGGGAGCUUCUUCACUAUCUGCUGCAGCAGCCGUCAGCUCAGACCAUCACUGUGAACCUGAGGAAGAACCUGUUCUUACAGGAGGAAACCACACGUCUGCUUCCCUUUCUGGACAGGAUUGUGUUUAAAAGGCCCAGUCCCAGCUUUGUGAUGAGCUCCAUCAGAGAGCUCUACAGAGCUCACAGCAGUCACGCUGUACCCAGUUUGCUGAGGUCACUCGGUCAUGUGAUCAACCUGAGCUGCAGAAAGCUGGACUCAGUGGACUGUGCUGCUCUGAUCUUCGUCCUCAAACAUGGAGACGGAGUCAGACUGAACCUGCUGUGGACCUCCAUACCAGCAGGGGGAGUAGAGUCCAUCCUCCUCAUGCUGGACAACGUUUCUCAUCUCAGUGUUGACAGGAACCAGCUGCUGAGGUUCAUCCACUGCUGUGCUGCCUGUGACGUCCAGCAGGAGGCAGCGUCAGGCCUGCUGAGGACUCUGCGGCACAGCUUGGAUCUGUCCUGCUCCUCCUGUGUGGAGCUACCAGAGGAGGAUCAGACUGAGCCUCUGAGUCUGACUGCUGAUGACUGCAGGGCCGUCUCCACCAUCCUGACACACAGCAGCCGGGACACACAGCUGGACCUGCGGGACUGUGAGGUGGAGGACAGCGUGCUGGACCUGCUGUUUCCUGUCCUCCACAGGGUCCGCCUCAGAGUCAGUAAAACUGUCCUCCUCCAGCUGCUGUCUCUGGUUCCUGUGAACAGUGAGAGGGACACAGUGAGGCGGGCGGUGUCCCUGUGUACAGCCCUGGGUGGAGAGCUGGAUCUCAGUCACAGCAAGCUGGAUCAGAGGGUCUGUGGGGCUUUGGUCCAGAUGCUGGACUCAUGUGAAGGGCUGACAGAGCUGGACCUCAGUCACUGUCAGCUCACUGACCAGCUGCUGCUCCCUCUCAUCACACAUCUGCACAAAGUCCAAGUCCUAGAUCUGAGUCACAAUCAGAUCACUGAUGCUUCGACUGAUGUGUUACUCCAGCUGCUCUCCAUCAACCCCUCCAUCCACUCUGUGCGACUCUUCAGCAACAACAUCGUGCACAGAGCAGCCUUCAAGAAACACACGCAGUUUGAGAUCUGGUGAAGCGCUCGCCAUCAUCACCAUCGUCAUUAUCAUCAUGGUCGUCAUCAUCAUCAUCAGAGCAGCCUUCAAGAAACACACGCAGUUUGAGAUCUGGUGAAGCGCUCGCCAUCAUCUUUAUCAUUGUCGUCAUGGUCGUCAUCAUCAGGGAGAUGUAGUUUUAUGGUCUCAGUAAAAACUCUCGCAAUUGCUUCAUACUAAUCUGUAAUAUACAAGAGCAAUAAUAGGUCAGUGUAGUAAGCGUUAAUAACUACUUUAGAGUAUUUUCUUUUUCAUGUCAUAAUUAAAAUGCUUUGUUUUAUUUAUUUGUGUAGAAACAAGCACAUCUCAUGUUUCUGCUAAUUUUUAUUUUAUGGAGAUCUGAAGCCAUCUAGUGGUCAUCCCAAUAUUUACACAUCAGGUUGUAUUAUUGUGAUUAAAAUAUUUUCAAUUAGUGCAAAAACAAAAUGAGGCUGUAACAGUUUUAUUGUACAGUUGUGAGAAGGCUUUGUUUAUUUUUGGUACUUUUGCAAUAACCGUACUGAUUUUUGUGUACUCGCACACAAAUGUUGAUUCCACGAAAUACAAACAGAUACUGAAAAGUGUAACAGCUGAAUUGUUUAUUGAACGAAUAAUGAACAAGUUCUCACAAUCAUCUCUUCCCGAUGGAAUGUCAUAUAUAAGUAAUAACAAAAAAAUAAAAGCCGGUCUGAAAAUUUCUUUCUGAGAACACUGCCCAUCAGGAAAGUGCAUAGCGCUAUUGUAAUCAUACUGGUGUACUUGCUAACAAAUGUUGACUCCACAAAAUGCAAUACAAUAAUAUUUGUAAACAUAACUGUCCAGCUGUCCAGUGAUUAAUAGCAGGACCUCACAGCAGAAGCAUAAUGUGUUGUACAUGUAUUUUUCAUUUAUUGUAUUUAACAACAUCAAGACGUCACAAGCAAGCAGCACAUUAAAGACGUGCAGUGUUUUCAGAAAGACAUUUUUUAGACCGGCUGUUAUUUUGUUACUACAGAUAUGUGAAAUGUCCUGUUAUGGUUUAUUAUACAAAUCAUUUAAACAUUAUAGUCCAUUGUAAAGAGGUGAUUGUGAGAACUUGUUCAAUAUUUGUUUAAUAAAAGAUUCAGCUGUUGCAUACGUUAUACAUGAUGUAAACAUAACCAUGAAACUAGCCUCAUAGCAUAUUUCAAUAACCCAGUAAAGUCCAGAAAGAUAGAAAGAAUGGGUCGAAGACCAAGUGCCAUGACACAGAAAGUUAAAUCUUUUUACAAAAAUCCUCUUCCUGCUCUGCAGUCGGUCGGCUCUUCCUCCUUCAUUCUCCUCAGGAAGUUCACUGUGAUCUUCACAAAUGCCUCUCUGCUGCUGCUCCUCUGCUCAUCAUCCUCCCACUCUGGGUAAUCUGGACUCUGAACCUUUUGAAUCUUCUUCAGCUCAUUCUUCACAAAAGUGAUGAUGUUGUCCUCCAGCAGCUGAAGCAGAAUAAUUUAUGAAUGAGCCAAUCAGACUGAAAUCACAGAGCCAAACAUCUGAUCUAUGUUGGACACACUGAAAAUCCACUGGUCUACAAAGAGCAGCAUGGAGAUGAAUGUGAACAGAAUAGAUGUAAAGUAGUUGUUGUACAUGUACAGACCAUAAAUAUGGAGUCCAGCUGUGUUUGAUGCUGCUGGGCAGACUGACCACUGGGAACCUCUGAGCACUCCUGUUGCUGUUUGCUGUCUGUGGAGGAAUAAUAAAAAAUUAGCUCAAUCACAAA